UCCGUAAUUUGUUGCAUAGCAAAGGGUAACCAACCAAAUUACUACUUCCGGUGUCGAAGAAGACGCUCGCGCGGAUCUACACGCUGUCGGAAAACUUUGUUAUUGCGAUUGAGUCACGUUAGCAAAUGGAAAAGAUGUGAACUUUGGGCCUACAUACUUCCACACUGGUCUCUCAACAUUUAAAGAGGAACCAUGAGCAGCUUGGAUCAAGACCAGGGUCUCCAUCCUAGUUGCCGUAACAAAACAACAGUCUCUAGUGAUUCAUCAGACACUCGGGAGCCUGCCAAGCAGCCUCUCCAAGGUCUAAAGUUGGCAUCGCAUGCCGUGCUGGAGAAGGCGCAGGAGAGGGGCAGGUUGAAAUGCUCUAAAUGUGGAGGAUCAAGGAUGUUCUUCUGCUACACGUGCUGUUCAUUACUGGGUGUCAACCUGCAAGAAAUUCCUUUAAUCAAGCUUCCAGUGAAGAUAGACAUCAUCAAGCAUCCCAAUGAGACGGAUGGAAAGAGCACUGCAAUCCAUGCCAAGAUCCUCGCACCCAAUGACGUCACAAUAUACACUUACCCCUGCAUACCCGACUAUGAAAAGGACCAGGUGGUGUUGGUGUUUCCUGGUCCAGGGGCGGUCUCAGUUCAAGACAUGAUGCAGUGUUUGCAUGACAUGACAGACAGCAGGUCACACAGGUCCUCUUAUGAACCCCGCAGAAAGAGGCUGAAAACUGAGGCAGUUCAAAGCGCCACACACGUGGCAGAGAAACCAGAGUCGAGCCCAGAUGAGGCAACGGGCUCGGAGUCAGGGGUGUAUCCCCUACAGAGGGUGGUCUUCAUCGACAGCACAUGGAACCAGACCAACAAGAUCAGCACAGAUGAAAGACUGCAAGAUCUGCUCCGGGUGGAGUUGACAACGAGGAAAACGUGUUUCUGGCGCAGCCAGAAGGGCAAACCAAACACCUACCUAGCUACUAUCGAGGCCAUUUAUUAUUUUCUCAAGGACUUCCGAGAACAUUGCCUUGCUCAGGAGUAUAAUGGAGAAUAUGACAACCUUCUCUUCUUCUACUCCUACCUGCACUCAGUUGUCAACAAAGCGAAGACUUCUGCUGGAAAAUGCUGAGGAAUCAAAUCAGCUGCAAGAGACUUGUCAAAAUUGUGAAUCUACUCUUCAGCUACAGUUCAUGAGUUUUGUUUUAUGGCUGACUGAUAUUUUUAUUUUGUAUGAGAUGGUAUUUGUCUAAUAUGCAAUAAAACACAGUUUACAAUUGCCAAAUGUAAAA
This is a messenger RNA of Cyclopterus lumpus (lumpfish), 1264 nucleotides long. It is a transcript of the gene dtwd1, whose product is annotated as DTW domain containing 1. Gene Ontology annotation, cellular component: nucleus. Gene Ontology annotation, molecular function: tRNA-uridine aminocarboxypropyltransferase activity. NCBI's taxonomy places the organism in Eukaryota, Metazoa, Chordata, Actinopteri, Perciformes, Cyclopteridae. Gene Ontology annotation, biological process: tRNA modification. The transcript has 5 exons. Bases 193 to 1104 code for a protein of 303 amino acids. The record is from RefSeq and is a predicted model, not a curated record.